Molecule: messenger RNA, 1923 nt
Organism: Cloeon dipterum
Lineage: Eukaryota; Metazoa; Arthropoda; Insecta; Ephemeroptera; Baetidae
Gene: Pdi
Product: protein disulfide isomerase
Exons: 9
Coding region: 1-1494 (497 amino acids)
Biological process (GO): response to endoplasmic reticulum stress; protein folding
Cellular component (GO): endoplasmic reticulum
Molecular function (GO): protein disulfide isomerase activity
Source: RefSeq, a predicted model, not a curated record
AUGAUGGUCCGGUCUGUGUUCGUAAUUUUGCUCUUGGCCCUUGCAUCAAGGGCCGACGAGGAAAUCAAGACGGAGGACGGUGUUCUCGUGCUCAACAAGGCAAACUUCAAGAAAGCAGUUGCCGACAACGAGUUCAUCCUCGUCGAAUUUUAUGCCCCCUGGUGCGGUCACUGCAAGGCCCUGGCCCCUGAGUACGCAAAGGCGGCCGAGUCCCUCGAGUCGGAAGGCUCCAACAUCAAGCUUGGCAAGGUGGACGCCACCGAGGAGCCUGAGCUGGCCGAGGAGUUCAGCGUGCGCGGCUACCCCACCCUCAAGUUCUUCCGCAGCGGCAACCCUGUCGAGUACAACGGCGGCCGCCAGGCGGCUGACAUCGUCAGCUGGUUGAAGAAGAAGACUGGCCCGGCCGCUAAGACCCUGGAGUCAGUCGACGCCGCCAAGGAUUUCGUCGAGGGCAGCAACGUCUGCGUCAUCGGCUUUUUCAAGGAUCAGACCACCGAUGGUGCCAAGGCUUUCCUCUCCGCUGCCUCUGCUAUUGAUGACCAUCCUUUCGGAAUCACCUCUGACGAUUCUGUAUUCUCUGAGUACGGCAUUGAGGGCGAGAAGGUUGUCCUCUUCAAGAAGUUUGAUGACAACCGUGUCGAUUUCGAGGGUGAACUUGCCCCUGACGCUCUGACCAAGUUCGUCUCUUCUGAGGCUCUACCACUGGUUGUCGAGUUCAACCAUGACACCGCCCAGAAGAUCUUCGGUGGCGAAAUCCGCUCCCACCUUCUGCUCUUCUUCUCCAAGGAAGCUGGACACUUCGACAAGUACCUUGAAGGCACCCGCAACGUUGCCAAGAAGCACAAGGGACAGGUCUUGUUUGUCACCAUUGAUGCCGAUGACGACAGCCACCAGAGGAUCCUUGAAUUCUUCGGCAUGAAGAAGGAGGAGGUUCCUGCCAUGAGACUGAUCAAGCUCGAAGAGGACAUGGCCAAGUACAAGCCUGAGUCUGGCGAGCUCUCUGAGGAAAUCAUCGCCCAGUUUGUGCAAGACUUUGUUGAGGGAAAGCUCAAGCAACACCUGCUGUCUGAAGAGCUCCCUGAAGACUGGGACAAGAACCCCGUGAAGGUGCUUGUUGCCACCAACUUUGACGCUGUCGCCUUUGACACCAAUAAGGAUGUUCUUGUUGAGUUCUAUGCACCAUGGUGCGGACACUGCAAGCAGCUUGUUCCCAUUUAUGAACAGUUGGGAGAGAAGUUCAAGGACAGCGAAUCUGUAGUCAUUGCCAAGAUGGACGCCACAGCCAAUGAACUGGAGCACACCAAGAUUUCCAGCUUCCCCACAAUCAAGCUUUACAAGAAGGGUGAUAAUAAGAUUGUUGAGUAUAAUGGCGAGAGGACGCUGGACGGCAUGACCAAGUUCAUCGAAACCAACGGCGAGUACGGCCAGGCCGCUCCUGAUGAGGAGGAAGAUGAAAAUGAUGACGAUGACAUUACCAGAAAGGAUGAGCUGUAAUUGCGUGUCGUGCAUUCAUUCAUUCAAUCAUUUGAUCUAUUUUCGGGGGGCCUUGCUCGACUAAUUUGAAAACCAAGCCUUUUCCGAUGGUUGUUACUUUCUGCAUUCUGAGGCCUCAGUUUUAAUUUCAUCUGCGAAAUUAUCUUUCCAAAUUACGAAUGUGUGAGCUUCUAAAUCAGACUAAUAGUUUUGGAGUUUAUAAAUUUAUUGUUUAUUUAUUUGCAAAAGGAAACUGACACACAACUGUAUUUUGUAAUGAAUGUGAACGUAAUCCUGAUGUUGAGAGAAAACGAAACUGCACAAUUUGUUAACACCUUUUUUCUUGAAAAUGAGUAAUUUCAUUCCAUUGUUGUGUAUGAGGUAUGUGAUGGCAUUUUUUGAGAAAAAUCCAUGUGUAAGAGAGAAUUUAUUAGAUUCUUUUCUUAAAAA